GCUACCGUUGAAAUCUCCGACAGAUGGAUGUUUUCCUCUCUGAUGUGUAAUAUUUGGAAUUCAAUGGAUGUUCAUGCCUCCACGGUAUCAACAUUACAUCUCUGUUGUAUCUCUGUAGACAGAUAUUAUGCAAUAGCCAAGCCCCUGGUUUAUCAUGAUACAAUGACAGUAAAAGUUGCAUUCUGCAUGAUAGCAGUUGCCUGGAUUAUACCCUCUACCAUAUCAUUCAUACCAAUCUUUACAGGUUGGUAUACUACAUCGGAGUACCUUAAACAUAAAGAAUAUCAUCCGGAUGAAUGCAGAUUUGUUGUGAACAAAACUUACGCUUUUCUCUCUUCGUCAAUGACCUUCUGGAUUCCAGUUAUUGUUAUGCUUACUCUAUAUUAUAGGAUAUAUCUAGAAGCUAAGCGGCAUAAAGCAGCUAUCAGGAGACAUUCGUCUUCACUCUACACUUCCCUUAGUGUAAUGAAUUCAACUUCACUCAGUAUUAUAACUCAUGGCGCUUCCUGCCCCCCUAGUACACAAUCCUCAACUCAACACUCAACUAGUAAUUCGACUCUCAAACUUAAACAAAAGUCACUCAGCUCAGAAAGGUUGAAUGAGGCUGGGGAAGCACCUAGAACCAAACGAUUAUACUCUCUUAAUAAAUCUCCGAAAUCCUCCAGAAUACGACGAGAUAGGAGAAUGUCUACUCCCGUGGUAAAAAUUAAUUCACCGGACAACCCCUGUAGAUUAUUCACUACACAGACCAAGUUAGCACGUGAACCGAAACACAAUGCCAAAUUUCUCUCAACCAAAGGAUAUCUCAACAAGAAGAUGUCUUUGCAAGACGGAUCCCGUGUUAUCGGACCUGGAAGAGGACUGACCAAAAACGACUCCUCCGUUCAAUUAGACAAAGGUGAGAACCAACCAAAGCCCGAGAUAUCAAUCCGUAUUUUCGAGAAUCCUUGGCCAGAGGAGGUUGAAAAGGCAGGAGAAGGGUCCCCUGAAACAGCUGAGAAAGCAGGAGAAGUGGUCCUUGAGACUAAGGAAUCCGAAAAGCCUCAGGAAUCCCCAAAAUUCCGGUUUUCCAAAGCAAAGCAGAAGAUUUGCGGAUUUGGAGGGAAAGUUCAGAGAAAAAUGAUACUCGGGAGCAGAGACAAAAGAACGAUAAAGCCUGCGGCCUGGAGAAAAGAACACAAGGCGUUUGUAACACUAGGAGUUGUAAUGGGAGCUUUUCUAUUGUGUUGGCUCCCUUUCUUCCUGUGGUAUCUAACUAUCACUAUAUGCGGGUCAGCUUGUCCCUGUCCUGAUGUAGUGGUCAGCAUUCUCUUCUGGAUCGGCUAUUUCAACUCAACAUUGAACCCGUUUAUCUAUGUGAUGACGAACCAGGACUUUAAAAGGGCAUUCACUACAAUCAUAGAAAAACUAUUCUUUUGUUCUAAAAAAUCCGCGAGAAAUUCAGCUGAUUUCGAGGUUGAGAUGUCACGGGUCAGUCAGGCUGAGAGCGUUUAUCGAUUUUAAAUCAGUUUUAGUUUGAAGUAUUUUCCAGAGCAUAAAGAUAAAUUUGUUUAUAGUGUUUUUAUUUGCAAUAAUGUACAUGUAUGUAAGUGUACCCAAUGCUCAAAUUUUUUGAACACGUUUAUCAAAAUGUAAAAAAGCCAAAUUUAUAUCUAAAAAUAACAAUAAAGAACAAAAAAAACUU
This is a messenger RNA of Eurytemora carolleeae, 1684 nucleotides long. RefSeq names its product octopamine receptor beta-3R. Gene Ontology annotation, biological process: adenylate cyclase-activating adrenergic receptor signaling pathway. Gene Ontology annotation, cellular component: membrane. The record is from RefSeq and is a predicted model, not a curated record. NCBI's taxonomy places the organism in Eukaryota, Metazoa, Arthropoda, Copepoda, Calanoida, Temoridae. The transcript is spliced from 15 exons. Gene Ontology annotation, molecular function: octopamine receptor activity. The coding region runs from base 28 to 1503 and encodes 491 amino acids.